AAACCCCCAAUAGCGAUAAGCGAUAGCCCUCCAGUAGGCCCAGACGCCCAGUAGGUUCAACGUGUUGCAAAGCAGAAAAAAGAUCAGUAGCCAGUAGGGACGGGUGAAAAAAAGGAUACAAGUAAAGAACCCAUCGAUACUCACCGUGUUCAGAAGAAGCAGAAAAGCAAAUACUACUCGGCAGCUUUAAGGUAGUAUUGAGAUGUUUCCAUUGCAUUGAUAAUUCUUAUGGGCCAAGCUAAUGUGCUAAGUCUGUUGUUUGCGGCUGGUGUUUGGGUGGCAUCAUAUGCAUUGGUUGCCGUGGUUGGUAUCUUUCAGAUAUUCAAUUGCCUCAGAACUUCAAUUCUGGGUUGAUCAGAACAUUUGGAGAAGCAUUUAAGGGGAAAGAGAAUAGGCAAGAGCUGUGAUUGGCUAUGCUAGCUGGUUAUUGGCCCUGCAGCCAGUGGAAAGUCGAGAAAUCAAACCCUACUAGAAUUUCAUCAAACGUUGCAAGUAGUAGAUAUGUCAAUCUCUGUGCAGUAUAUCUACUUGUUUGUCAGCUAUGUGUAUCUUCGUAUUUAGAUGUUUCAUGCUUGCCAUUGGUUUCGACUUCCAAGGGAUAACAGUCUCCAUUUUGACUGAGAUUCCUUUGCAUUGGGUUUUCAGCUUGUGAUAGAUAUUACCGAGUUCACAAGUGAUUGUAUACCUUCUCUUUCUGCAAUGGUUCAGCUUGAACGGCCUCACAUCAACAUUCUCUCUAAAUUGGACCUGGUGACGAGUAAAAAGGACAUUAACAUAUACUUGAAUUCAAAGCCUCAUUUGUUGAUAAAUCUAUACAUGGCUCUACAAUUUCAGAAGCUUAAUACGUGUUUUAUGGAACUGGUCGAUACACAUUUCAUGAUUAACUUUUUGCCGCUUGGCUUGUGUACAGAGAACAGUAUACAGUACAUCCUGCCACAGAUUGACAACUGCAUUCAGUACAGAAAGGAUGCAUUUUAAGAUAAAAGAUUUUGAUGCAGAGGAUGAUGAUAAAAGAUUUUGAUGCAGAGGAUGGUGAUGAUGAUUAAACUUUCGUAGUUCCUGGUUUUUUGUCCAUUAAAUUUUCCACCCUUUUUUGUUUUGUUUUGUUUUGUUUUGAAUGGGCUACUACAGCUGGUUUUUGAAAUUCAUCACCGAAUUGUGAAAUUGAUCUGCGAUGAGUUUUGGAUUUUUUUUAUUUUUAUUUUUUUUGUUUUUUCACAUUUCAAUCUGCAUCAGCUUGUAAUUUUCAGCAAUCUUUCCUUUAUUGAAUAUAUUUUUUUUUUUUUAAA
This is a messenger RNA of Ipomoea triloba (trilobed morning glory), 1289 nucleotides long. Its product is annotated as GPN-loop GTPase 3-like. Gene Ontology annotation, molecular function: GTPase activity. NCBI's taxonomy places the organism in Eukaryota, Viridiplantae, Streptophyta, Magnoliopsida, Solanales, Convolvulaceae. Bases 700 to 978 code for a protein of 92 amino acids. The record is from RefSeq and is a predicted model, not a curated record. The transcript has 6 exons.